Sordaria macrospora k-hell is the source of this 258-nucleotide messenger RNA. Lineage: Eukaryota; Fungi; Ascomycota; Sordariomycetes; Sordariales; Sordariaceae. The record is from the annotation of a RefSeq genome assembly.
AUGGUCAACGACCUGUCCAACAUGACGGCCACCGAUCCCAAUCCCGAAGAGAACUGCUACGAGAUGCCAGGCAUGAUCUGGUGGCCGCUCAUCCCCGCCGAGCGCACGCUGGAGGCCCUCGCCAAGCUCCGGCCGGACAUGCACCUCCAGGUGGCCAUGGCGUGCAUUGCUGGCAACUACACAAAGCUGUGGGACAAGCUGGCGCCGGAACCGUCCAGACAGCUGUGGGACAUGGCUUCUUGGGAGCGCGACGACAGC